CAUUUGAUCUUUAUUGGUAUUGAACUGAAAUUAUGUAAGACCUCUCACGAAAUAUGAAAGGAACAAAUAAAGGAAAGCACAUGAUCUAUUCUAUGUUAACAAGGCAACGGCAUUAUAUAUCUUCUAAAACUUCUGAACAUAAACUUGUGAGAUUUUGAGUGUACAGAAGCUAUUUUUUCCACUCUGGUCUCUGAUUUCCUGAGGCAAAUCAGUACACAUGUGUACAAAAAUACCACCAUACAGCAGGAACAUGAAACCGAAGCUUGGUAUUUUCGCAGAAAAUUGUCUUCCAUUAAAUUUUCCCUUGCCUCGGAAUUAUUCUCUUUGCCUCCAGCUAAGUGGAAUAUUUUUUACCAAGCGGUUCAUCUGCUCAGGAAUGAAAUCUGAGACAAACCACAAUGUCCUCAGUGACCUUAAUGUAAUUGAUUUUAUCAUAAAUCACCAAGUUGAUGAAGAAACAAAGUUUUCAUUGAAGUAAAUUGAUAUUAAUGGACUUUUUUUGUAGGAAAUUUAAACUACCUUUGUUAAAGCUGUGUGUGAAUCUGCUUUUUUUGUUUCUGCUGAGGACUUUACAGCCUGCUGUAAAUAUUUCCAGCGAAUAAAUGUACAUUCAGACAUCGUUUUAUGCUUUAUAAGGAUACAGUUCAGUUUUCUGCGUUAUCCACUUAUUUCAAUGAUGAUGUGUAACGAGUGUGGUGACUAGUAAGGCUUCAAUAAUGAUCUCCUAAUAAUGAGACGCCAGAAAUUUAAAGUCAAUACUUGUCGCUUCUAUGAGAUCCAAAAUAGUCAGGGCUGUGACCUAUGGUUUUAGAGACCUUACAAAGAGUCGACAUCACAAUAAGAACAUAGAUACCCUGUUAAACAUUAACAGCCACAAAGUCUUCUGGUCUGGUUAAAAAUUAACCUCCAAAUACAGAAGCAAGAGAAAGAUCUUAAAGAAAUGUCUGCCACAAAAUCAGAGCACUUCAAAUUACUAUUAACUCCAUAUAUGGUAAUUACAAAACUUUUCCCAUAAAGUUUAGAGGCUGACAGAAGGAAAUAUAAGUUCCAAAGAUAGUGAAAAUGUAAAGAUUCCAAAACUUGACUCUUGUUCACUUUGCUGAGACUCUUGGACCCUGAUUUGAAGCCCACCCUAUUCUGGAGGACACCAUAAACAUUAUUGGUCUUUAAUGAUGGCAGAUCUCUGGUGGAAGUGAGUGGGAUACAGCCAGGAACUGCUCUUGGCUAGGUUCAUAUGGAGCGUGGGUGUGAGCCAACCCACCUCCCUUUAGACCCUCCAGCAAAGUGCAGAGUCAGGUUAUCACAGAGGACUCCAAGCUUCCAGAAGAUGCAGAGCUUUGAAGAAUAGACCCUUAAAAGAGGCUGGAAUUUUAUCUACUUUCCUGUCCUCCUCAAUCAAAUUCCUUGGUUCAGUUCAGUGGACUCAGGCUUUAACCCACCUCAAGACAUUGUCCUGGCCCUGGAGAUGAAUGCAGACAGGCAAAAUCGAAGCCAAAGGGAGACAACACCCACAAAAUUUCUGGCACCCUGAUCCUUCAACGAUCUUUCUUUUUAUCUGGUCAUCGUUGGGGCGAUCAGAGCCAUCCACGUGAUCAAUGUGUCGCUCUGCCACCAAUCUCAUAUCACCAGCAAUGAGUCCUCUGCAGGAGAGGUGACCUUUGUGGGAGGUUGGGUGAGGCCCUACAUGCAACUGCAAGCACUAAAGUGUCUGUAAGCUCAUCCACUGAAGGCACCUUCUCCUGUCUACUAGUAUUAAAGUUUGAUAUUUAUUGGACACGACUAUUAAUCUGGUUGCCUUCAGCAAACACAAAGGAUAUUCGUGCCAGGUGACUGCGGGGUGCCAAUGUUAUUCUGUAAGGGUGGGGACACCCUCCGAGUAGGUGACAACACGUUUUGGGGAUCCAGGAGAUGCAGAAAGCAUCCUACUAUGACAACCCCACUCUCUUUGGAGGCUACUCCUACCAGGCAGGCGGUCUGGGUUAUGAAGGGCCACAGCAGUCUUUUGCGACUUCUUCUCACCUUGACAACGAUUUCCAGCGUUCAUCUUGCUCCUUGCAAUCCCUGGGACACAAUGGUCCAUUGGCUAAACCUAAAAACAUAAACGGAAGCUGCAUGCGGCCCAGCCUGGCGCCUGAACACCACCAGGCCUCUUCUCUCUCCCCCCAACCGAAUCCCACCGCAGCCCCCAGUAGUAGCAGCAGCGCCCAGUCUGGAGCAAAGUCCUCAUCAGUAAAAACACAGGUUCCUUCCAACACAACCAGCAAACAGAUCUUCCCAUGGAUGAAGGAGUCCAGGCAAAACUCCAAACAGAAAUCCAGCCCCCCUGCCGCAGCGGCAGAGAGCUGCAGUGGUGACAGGAGCCCCCCGGGUUCCUCUGCCUCCAAGAGAGCACGCACAGCCUACACCAGUGCACAGCUUGUGGAGUUGGAGAAGGAGUUUCACUUUAACCGCUACUUGUGCAGACCCAGGAGGGUGGAAAUGGCAAAUUUGCUCAAUCUCAGUGAGAGGCAAAUCAAGAUCUGGUUCCAGAAUCGCAGAAUGAAGUAUAAGAAGGAUCAAAAGGUAAAAGGGAUGUCAUCAUCCUCAGGAGGACCUUCUCCAACUAGCACUCCACCUCUGAGCAUGCAAUCCUCUGCAGGCUACCUUGGCUCCAUGCACUCAAUGACUGCAAACUAUGAGGCACCUUCCCCACCUCCCUUUAAUAACAAACCCCACCAAAAUGCCUACUACCAGACCCCAGCAAAAGGUUGUCCUUCCCAACAGAAGUAUGGAAACACGGCCCCAGAGUAUGACCACCAUGGCUUACGAGGGAAUGGAGCCAACUAUGUCUCUCCUAGUAUGCAAGGGAGCCCAGUGUAUGUUGGGGGGAACUAUGUGGAUUCCGUGCCAGCACAAGGCCCUUCUAUGUAUGGUCUUAACCACCUUGCACACCAGCCCAAUAACAUGGACUAUAAUGGUGCCCCUUCCCUGCCAACCAGCCAGCAUCAUGCACCUUGUGAACCCCACCCAACUUAUACAGAGCUCUCAUCGCAUCAACAGGGAAGGAUCCAGGAAGCCCCCAAACUGACCCAUUUGUGAUUCAAUGAGGAAAUAUUUUGACUAUAGGGGGCGCUGAGCGAAGACACGGCCUAAGAAUCAACAAGAAGCAUUUGUGUUGAUCUGUUAUUGUAAUAUAUUUUAUUUUUUACAUUUUAUUUUAUUUUUUACAUUUUGGAUGUUACAGGAUUCUAAUGUGUACUGUAAUGUAACUACAAUAUAAUCAAUACAAGUGCUUCUGAAGGCUGUGUUGUUGCCUGCUGGGGAAUAAUGUAUUGUUAGUAUUAUGUUGUAUGGAAUAAUAUUGGUCGACAUCAUUGGCAUUUGUUAUUCCUAUCCACUUGUAGCCCUCUAGCAAGUAGUAUAAGAAAUAUUUUUUUCAAAACCCACUUGGUCAGCAAUAGGCUUGGACAUAUAGUAGAUCUGAAAGAUCCUGGAUCAUUUAGUUUGUAUACUCCAUGUAUGCCCAUAGCUGAUCACAUGUUUAUUGUUCUGUAAGAUCAAGUAACAGGAGGAAUAUCCCUUUGUCGUGGUAGGAACCUAGGCCUUAAGAUCAAAAGAACAAUGUGCUAUCUAGAUCAUUGAUUUUU
Molecule: messenger RNA, 3626 nt
Organism: Bufo bufo (common toad)
Lineage: Eukaryota; Metazoa; Chordata; Amphibia; Anura; Bufonidae
Gene: HOXB3
Product: homeobox B3
Exons: 4
Coding region: 1909-3078 (389 amino acids)
Biological process (GO): regulation of transcription by RNA polymerase II
Cellular component (GO): nucleus
Molecular function (GO): DNA-binding transcription factor activity, RNA polymerase II-specific; RNA polymerase II cis-regulatory region sequence-specific DNA binding
Source: RefSeq, a predicted model, not a curated record